AUGGGUGCCGCGCAGGCGCACUUGGGCAGACAGCAGAGCUGGUCGACAGGUCUGUUGGUGCUCAGGGACCUAGGUAUUCAGGUGGACAGGUACGUGGCUUCAGAGGUGUGUGAGGAUUCUAUCACCGUGGGGAUUGUACGUCACCAUGGUUCCAUCAUGUAUGUUGGAGACGUACGCAAUGUCACGCGCAAACACAUCCAGGACUGGGGUCCGUUUGACCUGGUGAUUGGAGGAAGUCCCUGUAAUGAUCUGUCCAUCGUCAACCCCGCCAGGAAGGGACUCUUUGAGGGUACUGGGCGGCUGUUCUUUGAGUUUUACCGGCUGCUCCACGAGGCCCGUCCCAAACCAGACGACCACCGACCAUUCUUCUGGCUCUUUGAGAAUGUCGUUGCCAUGGGGAUCAGCGACAAGAGAGACAUCUCACGAUUCCUCGAGUGUAACCCAGUGAUGAUCGAUGCCAAAGAAGUGUCUGCUGCUCACCGCGCCAGAUACUUUUGGGGAAACCUGCCGGGCAUGGGGCGUCCUCUCACAGCCAUGGUGAAUGAUAGAUUGGAACUACAAGACUGUCUGGAGCACGGACGCACAGCCAAGUUUGGGAAGGUGCGUACAAUAACAACGCGUUCGAACUCAGUGAAGCAGGGGAAGGAUCAACACUUCCCUGUUUACAUGGACAACAAGGAGGACAUACUCUGGUGUACUGAGAUGGAGAGGGUUUUUGGGUUCCCGGUCCACUACACAGAUGUGUCCAACAUGAGUCGUCUCUCCAGACAGCGUCUGUUGGGGCGGUCCUGGAGCGUUCCAGUCAUACGACACCUCUUCGCCCCACUCAAAGAGUACUUCGCCUGCAACUAAUACACACACACACACACACACACACACACACACACACACACACACACACACACACACACACACACACACACACACACACACACACACACACACACACACACACACACAUACACAAACACACACAUACACACACACACCUUAACUGAAAGAGUUCUCAGCCUGGAGCCCCGCCCAUGACCCACAGGCCAAUGCCCAACCAGAAAGGUUCCAGCCCCGCCCGGUGUUAACCAAUCACAAGCCAGGAUAUGCCCCAACCCUGGUGCUAACCAAUCACAAACUAUACCUGUUAUCCAGCCACAAAACAAUACUCCGAUAACAUGGACUGUCUAUCUUCCAGUCUCUCUGUCACUCACACCUCAGAUUCCAUGGUGCUAGUUGACAAAGGUGCUUCAACACUCAGUGGUGCUUAAUCUCCUCUACAUCUCCCUCCUGUUAAUCAAAUCUAUGGUGCUACACACACACACACACACACACACACACACACACACACACAUGUCACUACCAGGUCUUUGUUCAGUAGUUUCAUUAGUUUGCAGUGUUUCUUUCUCUUCAGGUAGCAGCUUGUUUUCUACUGUCUCUAAGUGCAGCGUAGAAGAGGGGUUAGAGGUCAGGGGUUAGAGGUCAGUGUUCUACAGUUAAGCGUUGUGGAGGUAGUUCAGCAUGACGAGUAACUUGCCUGAGACCUGAGGACUCAGGUUAGCGCCCAGAGAGAGCCUAGUCUUUAUUUCAGUGGGCUAACAUGGUCUCGUGGCGCACAGACAAUCCAGGUUUACACAGCAGUCAGUCACACUAGUGGGUUACACAGUUUGCUGCACACACAUACAC
This is a messenger RNA of Oncorhynchus tshawytscha (Chinook salmon), 1677 nucleotides long. Its product is annotated as DNA (cytosine-5)-methyltransferase 3A-like. Bases 1 to 852 code for a protein of 283 amino acids. Lineage: Eukaryota; Metazoa; Chordata; Actinopteri; Salmoniformes; Salmonidae. The record is from RefSeq and is a predicted model, not a curated record. Gene Ontology annotation, molecular function: methyltransferase activity. Gene Ontology annotation, cellular component: nucleus. The transcript is spliced from 8 exons.